Molecule: messenger RNA, 2025 nt
Organism: Parathielavia appendiculata
Lineage: Eukaryota; Fungi; Ascomycota; Sordariomycetes; Sordariales; Chaetomiaceae
Exons: 2
Coding region: 1-2025 (674 amino acids)
Source: RefSeq, a predicted model, not a curated record
AUGAUGCAUGACGCUCAACAACAACAACCACAACAACAACAACAACAACAACAAGAAGAAGAAGAAGAAGAAGAAGAACAGCAAGAAGGGUUCGACGACCACGGCGCCACAGACAGCGACGAACUGCACGAAACCCGCCCCAACCGCUGGCGCGGCCACCCUUCGACAUGGCGAUUGUGGACCGAGGCUGACCGGCAGACGUGGACGUCGCUGGAGAAUGUGAGAAGGGAAGACCUGGCGGUGCAUUUGUACAAUGCCUUUGGGUUGAGGCAGGGGUUUCGGGUGGGGCCUGUUGCGGACGAGGACGGCAACGAGGAGACAGCGUGGGACCCCGGGAGAGCGUGGACGGCGUGGCCCAUGAGGGCAGACGAAGUGCCCGAUGACGGGCUGCUUCCCCGGACUGUGGACGUCAACGAGCCGUUCACCCUACGACGCGAUCAAGGGCAGCCGUUUGCGGGGUGUAAUCUGGAGGAGGAGAUCUCUGCCACCAUCUUGCGGUAUGCAAAGGAGAAGUUUCGGAAGAGGGAUCUACAGCAUAAGACAGGGGAGGUGGUUGUGCCGUCCAUCGAGACGGGAGACGCCGCCACGACGACGGGGGGCGAGACGGACGAGUCCGACACGGCCGGGACUCCUGCCAGGGAUGAUGAGACGGACGAGCCGCGGAAGAUGCCGCCCCGACGCAAGCGGAGAGCUGCGCCGCCUACGUUUACGCCGGUGAUAUCGGCCGACGACAACAGGUCGUAUGCGCUGCUCCGCCCCGUGGCGCGCCGCAUUAUGGCCAGGCUAGACGAUACGUUCAUGAUCCUGCACAACCAGCGCAUGGCCGGCCUCGGCCACAUGUCAGAGUCCUCUGCUAGUGACGAGGAGACGGACAUCGAGGCGGUGUCGGAGAAGCCGUCUCAAGUGCCGUCCCCCGUACCUGCGAAGUCACCUUUUCCACCGAAAUAUCGCGGAGGGAGGCCAAAGAAGGUGCACGUCCCGCGCGAAGGGGAGACGGAGCAGGAGAUGCUCAUCAGGCUGGCUAGGCAGGGAAGGAGGAAGAUUCCGGCGUUCUCCCCUGCGGACUCGGAAAUUGAUCGCGGCAGGAGCAGGAGCAGGAGCAUCAACAGAGCACGGCGGUCUGUCUCGGCAGGUUCACGGGCGAGCCCUAGGUCAGCCCAGUCAGGGUCCAGCGUCUCGUCCAAGAGCAACAGGGAGAGGCUGCUUAAACGAUGGGGCCUGCGGGACUGGCGGGACGUGCUGGGUGCUGCUGCCCUGGCCGGGUUUUCGCCAGUCGUCAUGGCUCGCGCCGCCCAGCGAUGCGCCACGCUCUUCAGAGAGGAGAUGACGAUGCACACGCUGCAUGAACGGUCUACGUCCGACAAGGUUGGGCUGGAGUCGACGCGUUAUGUGCCCGGCGGUCCUCUCCCUUCCUCCUCGGACGAUGAUGACUCUGAGGAAGAGUUGGCCCAGCUUCGCACUGUGAGCCGCCACUCGAGCGUCAGACUUGGUGCCUCGUCGCCUGAGCCCGAAUCAGAAGCACCAGCUAGCCGGCGUAGCAGGUCAAAGCCACGGCAAAUCCGGCUGUGUCCCCACCGGGCCUGCCCCAGGUCCGUCGAGGGGUUUACGAAGAAGUCGAAUUACGAGAGGCACCUCAAAGCGGUGCACGGCAAUCUCGAACCCAAUCCGACAGAGCCAGACGUGACAGAGGCGGAGACCCCAACCCAACGGCGCAGCCGGUCGGGGACGCCAGGUGCAAGCCAUUUCUGCCACUAUCCGAACUGCCCCCGGGCCGUCGAGGGGUUCGCGAAGCGGGCAAACCUCGCGCGGCAUCUCCAAACGGUGCAUGGCAAGCGGGCGGCCGACUUCACGGAGGACGAGGAGGACAGCGCCGACGAGAUGGAGGGGGGCUUGCAUGUGGACAGAUUUCUGCAACCAAUCAAGAUCAGGAAGGGGUGGCGCGGGGAAGACACGACGCAGCGGCAUGCCAGGUCCCGGAAGAAGGCCAGGGCGGGAUCCGAGGAGCUGGACUCGGCGUUCCUCUGA